AAAAAAAAAAAAAAAAAAAAGCAGCAUUUGAUGCUGAGUGGUACUUGGAUGGAGAGGGUGAUCCAGAGAGGAGUGUGCAUGGGUGAGGACAAUGGGGCAAACCCACUCUUUCUUUGAAGUUGGCAUCGUUUGUCUCAUGGGUAGACAGGAGGGAUGUGAGCUGGGGAAGGGCAUUUGGAUUAACUCAGGACGGAGGGGGUUGUCUCUUUGUAAGGAGGUCAGCAUGAGCUGUUUCUUCCAGACAAUGAGCUGUGUGUGAGUGACCCUGAUUGCUUGGGAACGUGAGUGGAUCAGGGAGAGAAAUGGGGAUAUAGAUGUGUUUUUCUUUCUUGUCUGGAGCCGUGUGCCAGUGAAAUGUGGAAGUCUGCAGUGCUCUUUGGAAAGAUGUCCCUAGAGACCUGCCUUUGUUGUAACUUCUUUAAAUCACUUUUAACAAACACAGCCCUGAGCACCUGACAGUGGUGUUUGUAUAGUUCAGAGCCUUCACCUACUCUCACUGGAUUUCUCAAGAUAUUUAUUCAGAGCUUGUCAUGCCACUUUGCUGCUCUUCAGGUCUCUGCAACGCCCUGUGGCACAGACAGAGGUGGUUUCCCUACUGCUGGGAUUCUGAAGGCACGAAGGACACAGUGACACUUUCUUGGAGUGAGAAUCCUCGGAACUAGAUUUGAUUGUCCUAUAGACAGCUACCCUGGUGCAGAUGCAGCCAGGAGGUGUCCUCUGGAGCAUGGGAGAAUCUGAGCACCUCCGGGGUCUGUGGUCAGAUGUGAUGGCUGUCCAGGAGAAUGCAGCUGUAGGAAAAGAGAUGAAGGACUAGAGCUAAGACAGGGAUUCUUGACUCAUGAGAAAUUCAAGGUAAUCCUCCUCAAGGGAUGUGCUGCCUGCCUUCCUGCAGGGGAGUAUAGUGAAUGCCACAAAGCCACUGGUAACUGAUAACUCGUUACCCAGUGGGGACUUGUGCUUCUGGCAGAGGCUUGUGGUGAGAUGGUCCAGAGCCUGACCGAGGGGAUCUUUAAAAGCAGAGUCUGAGUCCCCAUCAAAUGGGCUUUGCUGUUACAAAGCCUUAGAAAAGUGAUCUAAAGCCCGUGUGGCUGUGGUAGGAGCUGUGAUUAGGAGUGGUCUGCUAAUAGCCCUCACUUGCACCCUGGCUUAAGUGGAGGUGCUCACGCUCUGCCAUACCUUUAAAACACAGGUUGUGGCAUUGCUGUGCCCCUUUUAUUUAACCUCCAGCUGAUGAGGGCAGCUGGACAUGUGCAGGGAGGGAGAUGCAGGUUCAGUCCUCUCCUCACUUCCCCCCCCACCCCCCACCCCAGUGUCUGUGUCCAUGCAACAGUGAUGGGUCAGGGCUGGUGCUUAGGAAGAAGUGGAGGAAAUGGGGCAAUGCCAACCUUUUAGUGUGUCUAAGACAGUUGAGGUAGUAGUUGAGGGUUUGGGGUCUUUGAUUCACUCACCAUUGUCAGAGAUAGUAAAUUCUUGUCACCAUUUCAGUGCUACGGUGGUCCUUUGCUUUUCAGACACCCCUCUCAAUACUGUAUUGUCCUCUUGUCUCCUUCACUGCUUCCCAGCCAGGAUGCAUAGAAUGAUGAAAGAAGAAUCCAGUUUCAGGACAAGCAGCCUGGAGAAUGUGACAAGGGACCCAAGCAAAGAAAAGCUGCACAUGAAGCUCUGUAGUGGGUCCUGCCAUGCUGAGCAAAUCCUCCAGACACUGAACACCUACCGGCAGAGUGGUAUCUUUACAGAUGUGGUGCUAUUAAUUGAUGGACAAGAAUUCCCCUGUCAUCGUGCCACUUUGUCAGCCAACAGCAAGUAUUUUCAGGCCAUGUUUGGUGGUAAUCUCAAGGAAAGCCACCAGGAUAUCAUUAAUAUUCAAAAGAUAUCUGCUUCCACUAUGUCUCUCCUUCUUGAUUAUAUGUAUGGGGGGAACAUCAUUAUUCAGGAGGACAACGUUGAAGGAAUCUUGGAACUGUCUGACUUGCUGCAGAUCUCCAAGCUCAGAGAUGCUUGUAUCACCUUCCUUGAAGGCCAGCUUCACCCAUGCAAUUGUUUGGGCAUCAUGAAGUUUGCCGAUUCAUUCUCCAUUGCAUCCUUGACAGAAAAGAGCAAGAGGUUCAUGCUGGAGUGUUUUGUGGAGGUGUCAUGUCAUGAAGAGUUCCUGGAAAUGGGUGUGAAGGAGCUGGUUGAAUAUCUGUCUGAUGAGCAGCUGGAUGUCCCCAAAGAGGAAGUGGUCUUUGAAGCUGUCAUGCGCUGGGUACGGCAUGACAUACCUGCUAGGAAGGGAGCCUUGAAGGACCUUCUUGAGCACGUGCGCCUGCCUCUGCUUGACCCUACCUACUUCCUGGAGAAGGUGGAAACAGAUGGACUCAUCCAGGACUCAAAGGAGUGUGUUCCUCUGCUGCAUGAAGCUCGCAAGUACUAUAUCCUCGGGAACGAAAUCAGCUCUUUGCGAUCAAGGCCCAGAAGGUUCAUGGAGCUGGCAGAAGUCAUCAUCAUCAUUGGAGGCUGUGAUAAGAAAGGCCUUCUGAAGCUGCCCUUUACAGACCUCUACCACCCGAAAAGCAGGCAGUGGACAGCCCUCUCCAGCAUGCCUGGCUACACCAAGUCAGAGUUUGCUACCUGCACGCUGAAGAACGAUGUGUACAUAUCAGGAGGACACAUCAGCAGCAAUGAUGUUUGGAUGCUGAGCUCCCAGCUGAAUGUCUGGAUCAAGGUUGCUUGUCUGCAGAAAGGCCGAUGGAGGCACAAAAUGGCAACACUUCAGGGCAAGAUCUAUGCCGUAGGAGGCUUUGAUGGUUUUUACCGCCUCUCUAGUGUGGAGUGCUAUGACACCUUCUCCAACAGCUGGUCAACCUUGGCUCCACUGCCUCAAGCUGUGAGCUCAGCAGCUGUGGUGUCCUGCCUGAACAAGCUCUAUGUGAUGGGUGGUGCUGUGGAUGACACCGCUAACACUGACAAGGUCCAGUGUUAUGAUCCAGAGAACAACAAGUGGACGCUCUUGUCUCCCACUCCUUUUUACCAGAGAUGCAUCAGUGCCGUCUGCCUGGACAAUAUCAUUUACGUUGUAGGUGGACUCCUCAGUAAAAUCUUCAGCUACAAUCCAAGAAAAGAUAGCUGGCAAGAAGUGGCCACCCUCCCUGGGCCUCUGGAGAGUUGUGGCCUGACGGUGUGUGAAGGGAAGAUUUAUAUCCUGGGUGGCCGAGAUGAGAAUGGAGAAGGCACGGACAAAGCUUUCACUUUUGACCCAGUAACAGGAAUCGUGGAGCAGCAGCCGCCGAUGCAGCGCUGUACCAGUUAUCAUGGCUGUGUGACCAUCCUGCAGCGCAUGAACAGAUGACCAUGGGGCUCCACCUGCAUCCACCACCCACCCAGAGCCUCCUCUUUAGAUGGUGGCUACUCAGUGUGUGGACAGAAACCUCACCUGAUUGGGGGGAAGGGCAAUAUGAGCCACUGAAGGUGAUGUGCUUCAGCCAGCCGGUGAUCAGACACUGUUUUGCUUUUCCUGGCCCAGUGAUGCCGAUGGCUUUGCUGAAUGAGGUGAGAGGAUGAAAGGAAACUGCAUUACAGACCUUGUCACAUUAGGAUUCCAGAGUCCUUACGUCCCUCAAAACUACCAUAUUUGACCUUCACUUAGAUUUUCCUGGCUGUGGACUACAGAUUUCCAUUAUGUUGGCAACAGAAGUUCACUGACCUGCAAGGACAUGUAUUUGCUGCUUUCUGAUGCCCAGGACAGUUGCAGUAACAAUUAUAGUUACAGGAUACAAUUCUUUUGCUAAAGCUGUCAGAUAUUUUUGCAUUUAACUCUGUAGAACCUUGUGUCAAACCAUGCUGGUGACCUAAAUGGCCAUUAAUGUCAAUGAGCUAGUCUCAUUACAGUGGAGAGGUGAGAUUGAGACUUCAAAACUGAUAUUCCAAGGAAAUUUCUCCACUAGAUCCCUAAAAGCCUGGUUAAAUACUCUUAAGUUCUGACUAUUCUGCAUGUGCUGUAUGAGGGUCUACUCCCCUAAGACAGAGUGUACUGUCUCUUUUCAUACGUGUUUUGUGGUUGUACUGCUGUCUCACUGUGCUUGUCCCUGGAGGUGUUCAAGGCCAGGUUGGAUGGGGCCUUGGCCAGCCUGAUCUAGUGGGAUGUCCCUGCCCAUGGCAGGGGGUUGGAACUAGAUGAUCUUUAAGGUCCCUUCCAACCCAAACUAUACUGUGAUACUAUGAUACUGGAACUGGUAAGUUCUGAUGGGUCCAUGUAAACAUUCAAGUUGUUAGGGACUUAGUUGCUGCCAAAAGUAGAGUGGGGUGUCUUAAAAACUCCCAUUACUUGUACAUUGCAGGGUGCACCCUUCUACAGCAGGCUGCUGACUGGCUGCUAUUUUCUCUGCACCUUCCUUUCCUUGCCCCAGUGAUGACUUCUUCCUGAACUAGAGGAAAUGACUAUGUCUACUGGCUCAGAUACUCCCCCUUUCAGGGCCUUUUAGUAAUCUUAAACUUCUUGUUGUUGCCUCCUUCCCCCAUACAUGUGGUUUUUUUCUGGUUCUCUUUAGUACUUCUGUUUUCUGUGAGCUCUGAGAAGUUCACUUCUUCAUGAUGAUAUCAGAUUUACCUGUAAAACAGGAAAUGCAUGCUCUUCCAUUGCCCAAGAGACAAGACAAGGUGUUUCACUGAGUGAAACACCAUAUGCUCCUCAUAGUCAUGUCUGGAAAGUCUCAGGCCUAUGUUGGCCAUUUUAUAUGGACGUUCUCAGCCUCUAAUUCUCCUUAAGGCUUGUGCUCGUAGAUGUGCCCUUUUAUCAGAUCAUGAACAGCACAAUGUGUCCUUUAAAGCAAUACAAAGGAGAUUCGAUGUUGGUAUAGGUUAUUCCCAGGGAGAGAGAAAAAGGAAAUUCACCCUGCUAAAAAGCAAUUUUAUUAGCAAUCAAAUUGCAUCCAUAGCUGUGUCUUUAAUGGGAAUGGUUAUUUCAGGAGAAACUGGCAUGUCUCCUUUGGUUUGUUAAAUCGUCACAAAAGAAAUUAUGAGGAGGUCAACUCAUGCUGCAAUAGCCUUCAAGGCCAGAGAGACCCUUGUACUCCUAUAGCCUGAUCUCCUGAGAACUACAAACCACAGUCCGUCGCUCCUACUCAGUUUUGCCUCUUUUUUUUUUCCUCCAUGCCUUAAGGAAUUCAUUGCUUUGGUAUGGAUACCCCUUCAAAGUGUGUGGCUUGGGACUCAGUAUCUCCACCUUGUGUCAUGAUUCAUACAACCAAGGAGGUUCUCAAUUUUCCACAGACUGUCUCAUUAGCACAUAGUCCACACUUGGGAAAACACUGCUGGUGUCUCAAGAGAAUGAGCACACCCAGAGCUUGCGAGGGCAUACAUGGAGCAAAGUCGCUCACUUGAGGAUGGUGACCUUCUAAAAGGGAUGGACCUCAUGCCAAAUUUCUGCCUCGCCAAAGGUAUAUAGAACAGGGCUGUGAACUCAGACAUACCUUGCUUGGCUGUUAGUAGAUCUUUGUGCUUGUGUUCUUCAAAAUAGCAUAAUUAUAUAUCUUUCUGGACAUCACAAUACCCUUGACAGGAAAAGGUCCAGUUGCACUUAAAAUUUCUCUUUCCAUGGUCUUUCCUGAUAUUCCUAAAGCCUCCUGGGAAUUAAGCACACUCAAAAGGGUAGAAGAUAUUCUCCUCAGCUUUCCCAUGUGCUUUUGAUGUGUGGUGUGUUGCCAUAGGUGUUAACGUGGUGGUGGAAGUUGUGGUAUAGAUACUAAAACAUUUGUUCGUUCUUGGUCCUGAUAUUCAUUGUACCACUGAAAUGUGUUUGUAUUUUGUAAGGGAUGUGAGCUGUGGGCAUGCAAGGGAGGGUUAGGGAAGGAAUUCAACUUGGUUUUACUUAGAAAUAAAUAUUCAUCUUGAUUCCCAAGUGUUUUGGCUGCAGGAACUUCAUUUGAGCAUAUUGCUUCAUAGUAUUAAAAAAAAAAUAUAUUCAGGGAACAUCAGAGGAGUGUUGGGAACAUCAUCCUUGAGGAGUCCCAGCUUUUGUCUGGGAUACUUGACUUCUCUGUCUAAGCAAAUAGGAAAUUCAACAUAUUGCUUUUUGUCUGCAGGGAAUAAUAUCUUUAACUAUUAUAAGGGGUUAUGGCCAAGUCAGUGUAAAGAAGGUGUUUGUACCAUUCAAACCCAGCUGAAGAUUGGGGAAAAUUUUACUUAUAUUUUGGCAUGAUCAAAAGAGUAUUUCCAGAGAAAACGAAGAAUUAUUUGUUUUGGCAGCUUCUUGCUCUUCCUUGAUGUGACAGAAGAAUACAAAGCAUGAAACGGUCUGCCACUACAAUUUAAUACAGUUUCUGAGAAGAAUUUUCUCAGACCACAUGUAAAGCACCUCCUUGCUGUGUUGACAGUAAUAUGCAGACUUGUCUUGGGAGCUCUGUAUAACAAAAGAUGUAGAAGAAAGUAGUGAUCAUCUGCAAAGCGUGUGCAGUAGUUUCAGUUUUAUGUAUUUAGGCUUUUAAAAACAAAAUAAAUGACUUUUUUUUGCACUCCAAAACAG
Molecule: messenger RNA, 6499 nt
Organism: Cuculus canorus (common cuckoo)
Lineage: Eukaryota; Metazoa; Chordata; Aves; Cuculiformes; Cuculidae
Gene: KLHL35
Product: kelch like family member 35
Exons: 6
Coding region: 1370-3328 (652 amino acids)
Molecular function (GO): protein binding
Source: RefSeq, a predicted model, not a curated record